Molecule: messenger RNA, 1696 nt
Organism: Pseudogymnoascus verrucosus
Lineage: Eukaryota; Fungi; Ascomycota; Leotiomycetes; Thelebolales; Thelebolaceae
Exons: 1
Coding region: 181-1515 (444 amino acids)
Biological process (GO): siderophore biosynthetic process
Source: RefSeq, a predicted model, not a curated record
UACGUCGGUAAUGGUAGGGAUGCGGAGUAACAGAUGCCGGCGGACUCUCUCAAAUAUGUGGCCUUGUCCUCGGUCGAUUUUUUUGGGUCCCUAUCUACAGUAACUUCGAUCUCCCGUUGAUCCUCGUCCCCAGUCCAGCACGAUUUGCGUCGCUACGUUGUUGAUAAGAUCGCAAAUAAGAUGGCAUCCAGCUCAACACCACGCAGAUAUCCUCUGGUAAAACUGCCACACCCUUUUCUCACUGAAUAUCGAGUUCAGACAGUCGCCGAAACGACGCCCGCCAAACUCACCUUAGCACCCCUUGGCCAGCCUCCAGCAGGACGCCCACUUGCACAACCGCUUCACAAUGACACUCUCUCAUGGAUGGAACUAUCAUUAGCACCCAAAGAUGACCGUCCCCCAACCUCAAAUAACAGCGCCUGGGCACGUGCUCGCCGAAGCCCACAAACCACCUUCCAGUGGACAGGAAACAGCACUCCAACUCUGGGCCAGAUCUGGAACAUAAUUCACGCCAUCUACACAGCUCACCCUACACAUGAGUAUUUCCGCGUCACUCUCGUCGGCACUGGUAACGAAAUCAUCCGCGCCGAACUCCUCACAACUGGUCUCGGAAUCGAACACCCCGCCCAAUGGCACCCCAAGUUCAAGACCACCACCCGCCCUGACGACUUUCUCAUUCUUCGCAGCGCAUUCUGGCAGGGCGCCGCGUCGCCCGCUGGCCCGCGCCCUAUCUGGGCAGUGGGAGAUGGUACAGACGGACCAGUCCGGGAGCCAUUGGCCCAGUACCCCAUCAUGCCCGAGAACUACGAGGUCACGAUGAAAUUCCCCGACGAGCCAGUCUACACGCGCCACCCCACGCGCCGCCCCAAGCCGCACCCAGGAUCCAUCGUCUACAGCCGUUACAUCCCCGAAAUCGCAGAGCACUUCUCCCUCGAGGUAGUCAACUACGAAGACGCAGCCCACCUCGCGCUCUUCAACAAAUGGCAAAACGACCCGCGCGUCGCGCAAGGCUGGAACGAGACCGGCACACUGGACGAGCACAGGAAUUACCUCCGCAAACUCCACAAUGAUCCCCACGUCCUCUGCCUCUUCGGCCGCUUCGACAACACCCGUUUCGCCUAUUUCGAGCUCUACUGGUCAAAAGAAGACCACUACGGCGCGCACUACGACGCUGCGCCCUACGACCGUGGUCGCCACUCCCUCGUCGGCGACGACUCCUUCCGCGGCGCCCAGCGCGUCAACGCCUGGUACUCCUCGUGCAUCCACUACUGCUUCCUCGACGACGUGCGGUGCGCGAAUGUUGUUGGCGAGCCGAAGGCGACGGGGGGGACGAUUCUGAGCUAUGAGAAUGCGCAGGGGCUGACGAUUGGGAAGUAUGUGGAUUUGGGACAUAAGAGGAGUGUGCACUCGGUUUGUAGCCGCGAGAAGUGGUUUCAGCUUUGUCCGAUCUUUUGGGAUGGGAGGGAGAGGCCGCUGGAGAGCGCGGAUCGGGCGGCGUGGAAUGCAAAGCUUUAGGGGGGGCUAAAUUGUCGGUAAUAGAGAGGGGACAGCAGAGGGAUUCAAAAGCAGGUAAGGAACACUUUGGAGAAGUGAAUGUGCCAUUGGAAUUGGUGUUCGGGCGAACAUAGUUUUACGGUUGGCUAUCUGUGGUUUAUUUCUUGGAUCAACUGGCAAUAGACCGAAGCUACGAAGUUGG